AUGUUCAAGAACAUAGUUAUUGCCAAAGUAGACAAGUCAUACGAGCAGCCUUUAGGGCUUUUCAUUGACAACGAGUUCAUCAAGUCCCGUGAUGAAGCUACAAUUGAGUCUUUAAACCCUUCCACAGGAGAAAAAAUCGCAUCUUUCUAUGCUGCGAGUGAAGCAGAUGUUGAUGCUGCUGUGGCAGCGGCCCGCAGGGCGUUUCCCUCUUGGAGUCACACUUCUCCGGAAGAACGUGGCAUUUUGUUGAGAAAAUUGGGUGAUCUGAUCGAACAAGAAAAGGAACUUUUGGCAGCAAUUGAGACUUUGGAUUCCGGUAAACCGUAUAAGUCCAAUGCACUGGGCGAUUUGGAUCAAAUUAUCUCUUUGACACGUUAUUUUGCGGGAGCUGCUGAUAAGUUUUCCAAGGGCGAAUAUAUCCCUGUGAACAAAGACAAAUAUGCAUUGACUCUUAAGGAGCCCUAUGGAGUAGUCGGCCAAGUGGUUCCCUGGAAUUAUCCUCUUGCUAUGGCAAGCUGGAAAAUUCAAGGUUGUUUGGCUGCAGGUAACACUAUCGUCAUAAAACCGGCGGAAAACACUUCUCUUUCGCUCUUAUAUGCGGCACAGCUUUUCAAGAAAGCCGGUUUCCCUCCUGGAGUUGUCAACAUCAUCCCUGGUCACGGGGGUAUUGCAGGCUCCAGAUUAGCCUCUCAUCCAGAUGUGGACAAAAUCGCCUUUACGGGAAGUACCGCAGUGGGUCAAAAGAUUAUGUCACUUGCCGCUUUGUCAAAUCUCAAAGCCGUGACCCUUGAGUGUGGAGGUAAAUCGCCUGCGGUUAUUUUCGACGAUGCGUCGAUUGAAGAAGCCGUCAAAUGGACAAGCAUGGGGAUAUUUUACAAUUCUGGUCAAAAUUGUACUGCGAACUCACGGAUCUAUGUCCAAGAAUCCAUUUACGAGGAAUUUUUAAGCAGAUUUAUUAAGCACGUUACAACCAAUUGGACAUUCGGCGAAGCUGCCGACCCGUUCGACAACGAGUGUACCGUGGGCCCUGUUAUCUCCAAGACACAAUACGACAGAAUCCAAAGCUAUAUUGAGCACGCUCAAAAGAACGAAAAUCUCAAAACAACACAAAUAGGAGCAGCAGCUCCAGGAUGUAAUGGUUUUUUCAUCCCCCCAACCAUCGUCACAGACGUCCCGCAGGAUUCCAAACUCAUGAAAGAAGAGAUUUUUGGUCCAGUUGCCGUAAUUUCGAGGUUCAGAGACUAUGGUGAAGUGAUUAAACUUGCCAAUGACACGAACUAUGGGCUUGCAGCGGCUGUUUUCACAGAAAGCAUCCGUCAGGCCAACAGAUUUGCCCAUGACAUCAAAGCCGGUACCGUUUGGGUCAAUUCUUCUAAUGAUGAAGAAAUUUCGGUACCAUUUGGCGGCUAUAAAAUGAGUGGAAUAGGUCGUGAGCUUGGGCAAAGUGGUAUGGACGCUUAUACUCAAACGAAGGGUAUACAUGUCAAUAUGGCCAAACUUUGA
Lachancea mirantina is the source of this 1503-nucleotide messenger RNA. The record is from the annotation of a GenBank genome assembly. Lineage: Eukaryota; Fungi; Ascomycota; Saccharomycetes; Saccharomycetales; Saccharomycetaceae.